This is a messenger RNA of Scylla paramamosain (green mud crab), 8595 nucleotides long. RefSeq lists its product as uncharacterized. The record is from RefSeq and is a predicted model, not a curated record. NCBI's taxonomy places the organism in Eukaryota, Metazoa, Arthropoda, Malacostraca, Decapoda, Portunidae. Gene Ontology annotation, cellular component: membrane. The transcript is spliced from 3 exons. The coding region runs from base 387 to 2669 and encodes 760 amino acids.
GGAGCUGCUGCUGGAGGCGGGGGCGGCGGUAUCGACGGAGGGUGAGGGCGGAGUAAGGGGGCGACGGGACGCACGCAGGCGCGGGCACACACGCACGCACGCAGGCUACAUAAAGUGGCGGGGCGGGGGGAGAGGGCUACAGAGCGGCACCUGGCACCCAGCGGCCGCGCCUCGCUCCCAGUGCCGCCCGGAGCCAGCCUGCUAUGAGGCAGCAGAGCCCACAGCGCCCGCCGCCGCCGCAGCUCCGCUUCGGGACGCCCUCCUGCCACGCGUGAUCCAGCAGGAGUCCCAGCAGGAGGAGGCGCAGCAUGUGGGGCGUGACGCCUUACUGCCGCGCGGGCGAGCAGGCGGAGCCGCGGCCAUGACCGCCGCCGCGGGGACGGAGUAUGGCAGCGGCCAGAUCGCCCGCCGCCCGCACCAUGUGGUACGCCCAUAACUACGCCCAGAGGAGGUCCCAGGCCAGGAACGCCGCCGCCAGGAACUCCCACCCGCAGGACUACAUGGCGGCCCCGGUGCCCUGCGACCCCUACCGCCCCUGCCAGGACCACCUCACCCUCGCUGAGCCUGACUACUCCGCCUCCCUCAAGGAGUACCUGGCCGAGUACGCCCGCAAUGCCCUGCACGCCCGCCAGCGCUCCGCCGACCAGGCCCGCCAACGUGCCGCGGACCAGACCCACGCCCACGCCCGGGCCUCCCACGAGUCAUCCAGCCAGGGCGGCACGUACGCCCACCCUCCCACUCACGCCCACGUCGCGGCGCCGAAGAAAAGCCAAGUUGCGGCGCGAGGUCGUGCCCACGGCGGGACGGACCGCCCGCACACCCGCGGUCCUGAGCAGGACGCGGGUUGCGGUGCCGCCCGGGCGUCACACACGUCGAGGAGGAGCCACGCCCACAGCAUUGACCAGAGCCACGCCCUCACCGCCGACCAAACCCUGGCCCACCUGGUGGAUCACGGCCGCGUCCUGGGCCCAGAGUCGCAACCCCGCGUGUAUCUCCCCGAGGCGGCGGGGCGCGGACGUGCCGCCGAGGUUGCCCUGAGCUGCGAGCACGGCCCGGGCCAGGCGGCGGGGCACAGCUACAGCGAGCAGGACCAGGUGCUGGUGGCGGGGCAGGGGCUGGCCUACCCCGGCGAGCAGCAGGGCCUCGCCCACCACCCCACCGCAGACCUGGCGGCGCUCUACCACUACGAGGACCCGCUGGCCCACCACCUCGAGUACGGCUUCCCUGAACAGGUGGCCCGAGUGCGGCCUUACGCCCGCGAACAAGCGCAGGUGCACACCCACGCCCAACAGCAGCAGCACUUGCAGCAUCAGCACCAGCAUCAGCAGCACCAGCUUCAUCAACAGCAGCAGCAGCAUCGUCAACAACAGCUGCAGCAACACCAUCAGCAGCAGCAGCAACAACAACAACAACAACAACAACAUCAGCAACAGCAGCAGCAGCAACAGCAGCAGCGGUCCUAUCGGGUGCGUCCUCACGCCCGCGACCUGUGUUCUUUUUAUCCCGAAUCAGCCCAGUCCAGUGACGAUGAUGAGAGCGUGCUGGAGGAUGACGUGCGGGUGGACUUGCCCUACACACACUUCAGGUGCCGCGGGCGCAGCGUGAUCCGUGGGCGGGAGGAGGUGAGCGGGCCGGCCCGCGCCGAGCACAUCAUCCGGCGGUUCCAUGAGUCCGGCGAGACGUGCGAGGAAGAGGUGGAGCCCAGUACCGUGGGCCUAUCCUACCAGCAGCGGGCAGACGUGUGCACCACGCGGGGCCACGCCGCUGCCGUCGCUACCUCCUCCGGCGGCCUGAGCGAGGAGCAUGAGGUGUCCAGGAGGCGGCGCGGCGGCCUGCUGCUGGCGGAGGGACUGGUGCGGGAGUGGGUACGGGCUGUGGGCGUGGUGGCAGCCUCGGGCACGCUGGUCACCCUGGUCGUGCUGGGCUUCGGGGUGUACAACAUGCUCAUCACCACCCUCUUCCUGUUGUUCGUCCUCACCACAGUGGCCCUGCUCAUCUUCCUGCUCAUGCGGCGUCCCCCCUGCUGUCCGUGCUGCCAGGACCCCUACGACACCUCGGCCUCCCCCGGCAGUACUGGAUCGCAGGCGGCCAACAUCACCUACCUGACGGAGACCCAUGGCAUCGUGGUCAAGAAGUGGAUGAAGGACUCACCGCCGCCCUACGAGUCCCCGCCGGAGUACAGCAGCCUGUCCCCGGAGCUCAUCAUGGACGCCAAGACGCUGCAGGACCUGGUCACCUCACCGCCGCCACCGCCCCCGCCGCCCCAGUCCAGCGCCCCCGCCUCCAGCAGCCCCCCUGCGGCAGGCGUGGUACUGGACAGGUCCUCGUCGCCGCUGUGCACCACGCCCCUUUUCAGCGCCUCCUUCUGCGACUCGCCUCGUAGUCUCACCCCGACUAUUCACCACGAAGGGAGAGGCGCCGCCGCCGCCGCCGCGUGCCUCUUCGACCGUUCAUCGUCACCCAUCUUCACCCACUACCAGUCACCUCCCGCCGGUGGUCUCUCUCACCCGUCAUCCUCGUCGUCAUCGUCGUCCACUACUUACGUUGCGUCGUCCGCGGUGGCGCCCUCUGUGUACGGGCAGGCGACGCCCUCCCCGCCCAGCUACGAGAGUCUGCAGCAGGUGUACUGUCACGACGCCGCACCCAGGAGGAAGGAGGACGCUCGGUAAAGGCGGCCAGUGUGCUGCGCCAACGUGAUUCAUAAUAAUAAUAAUAAUAAUAAUAAUAAUAAUAAUAAUAAUAAUAAUAAUAAUAAUAAUAACAACGACAUCAACAGCAAAGUGAUGGAAAAUAAAGAUAAUAGUGAGAAUAAAAGUGGCGGAGGAGAAAGACGCAAAACAAAUAUAUAUAUAUAUAUAUAAAAAAAAAGUGAGAGAAGAAAACAGACAAAAAAAAUAAAUCAUAAAAACACUUCAGCCAAUUUCACUGUUAAAGUGUUUUUUGCUUCAUGGAUUUUAUAUGUCAUGUGUUCAGUGUAGAUAACUCAACCUUAACCCCACCCCAUCUCCUCUUCCUCCCUCUCGCCCUGUAUCCUCGCCCUCGCCCCUCGCCCUUGCCUCAACGUUCCGGUGUUGUACCUCUGGAGUGACGCUAGGCUAACACACCCUCGUGCGUGGUGCAGCGCCGCGGUACAAUGGUGCGUGGAAAAAAUGCUGCCUCACCCUUCACCAUCUCGUCCUUCACUUCCUUCUCCUCCUCCUGCGCCACUUUCGUCUUCACUACCUAUUGGUUUUCUUCUACUUUGCCUCUUCUCUCAGUUCCUGCUGCUCUUGUCCUCUUUCGCAUUCCUCCUCCUCCUCCUCCUCCUCCUCCUCCUCCUCCUCCUCCUCCUGUCACAGCUAAAUUGAUGGAAGGGGAAGCAAGGUGAUGCAAGAGUUCCCUUUAGUUACCUCUUCAUACUCCCCUCUCCCAUCUCUUCCCCUCAUCUGCUCCCCUUCCUGCUCGCUUCCCCUCUUACCUUCCCUCACCUACUCCCCUCAUUUGCUCCCCUCCCCUCACCCACUUUCCUCCUCUUGCAUACUGCCUUCCCCUCCUCUCCCCUCCCCUGUUUUCCCCUCACCUGGUCCUCUCUUCCCUCAACUACUCCCCUCUUUUAACUGUGGAUGCCAAGGUGUUCCCGCAACCAUGCAGGAUAUGUGUGUGUGUGUGUGUGUGUGUGUGUGUGUGUGUGUGUGUGUGUGUGUGUGUGUGUGUGUGUGUGUGUGUGUGUAUUUCCCUCCUGCGUUCCAUUAGCUUAUCAUCUCUCGUUAUCUCCCCUCAUAUCUCUCUCUCUCUCUCUGCUUAUCUCCCUUCAUUCGUCAAUUUUCUCUCCCUUUUCCUAUCUUGUCCAUAAUAUCUACCCUCCUCCUCCUCCUCCUCCUCCUCCUCCUCCUCCUCCUCCUCCUCCUCCUCCUCCUCCUCAUCCACACCACCGCCGCCUCGUCGCUUCACCACCAGAGAUCUUCCGUCCAUAGUUGUGAUUCCUUACUAAGUUAACGAGACUUGCUGUGUUCCGCCGUCGCCUCCGCCGCCGCCGCCACCAUCCUGACGUGUUCUCCUCCUCCUCCUCCUCCUCCUCCUCCUCCUCCUCCUCCUCCUCCUCCUCCUUCUCCUCCUCCCCAGUAAUGCUUCCUAAACCUUUCCACUUUUGAUAUAAACUUAAGGUUGCUUCGCUGUGUGUGUGUGUGUGUGUGUGUGUGUGUGUGUGUGUGUGUGUGUGUGUGUGUGUGUGUGUGUGUGUGUGUGUGUGUGUGUAUGUAUGUAUAGCAUUUGCUUUAUCGUUCUUGCUGCUUCUCUCUCUCUCUCUCUCUCUCUCUCUCUCUCUCUCUCUCUCUCUCUCUCUCUCUCUCUCUCUCUCUCUCUCUCUCUCUCUCUCUCUCUCUCUCUCUGUAUAUUGUUCCUUUAUUUAUUAUGUUUAGAUCCAUACAUUUUUAUCUUAAUAUUACCUGUUUAUGUAAUUUGUCCUUUUUUCUUCUUGUUGACAUGAAUCAGUCAGUCGAUCAAUCAAUCAGUUAGUCAGUCAAGAAUGUGACUGUCAAAUACUGAGUGGAAAUUACAGACUGGCAAGAUUAUUAUUAUUAUUAUUAUUAUUAUUAUUAUUAUUAUUAUUAUUAUUAUUAUUAUUGUUAUCAUGUGUGUGUGUGUGUGUGUGUGUGUGUGUGUGUGUGUGUGUGUGUGUGUGUGUGUGUGUGUGUGUGUGUGUGUGUGUGUGUACAUCAAACUCACAAUUUGCUCACUUCUAAUAUAUGAUAAUAAUAAUUGUCACAUUUUGAUCGUAAUUUUCCUUUUUCUUCUUUUUUUAAUUUUCAUUCACUCAUUUAAAUCUGAUCAGCCUUAUACUUCUUCCCUCAUUUAUCAUAAUUUCAUACUUUCUUGUAUGUUCUUUUCUUUCUUCACAUCGCUUUUCUCUCUCUCUCUCUCUCUCUCUCUCUCUCUCUCUCUCUCUCUCUCUCUCUCUCUCUCUCUCUCUCUCUCUCUCUCUCUCUCUCUCUCUCUCUCUCUCUCUCUCUCUCUCUCUCUCUCUCUCUCUCUCUCUCUCUCUCUCUCUCUCUCUCUCUCUCUCUCUCUCUCAUUAACAAGUGUAAUUGUUAUAUUUGUAAUUGUUAUAUUUCUCGUUUUUGCUUUGUUUUUUUUUUCUUUUCUUUCCUAUCUUUAUCAUCUUCCUUCCAUUUCCUAUCACGAUGUAUCACGUUUCACUAUCACCAUCACUAUCACUUUUAUCAUCAUUACUUUAUUAUUCACUUAUACCUUAACAAUCCUUAUAACAUUUUGUAUAUAUAUAUGUAUAUCAGUAUAAUAUAUGACUUCUUUCUUAACUGAGGUUGUGUAAGAACGAUGAAGAGCAUUAUUGUUAUUAUUAUUAUUAUUAUUAUUAUUAUUAUUAUUAUUAUUAUUAUUAUUAUUAUUAUUAUUAUUAUUAUCAUCAUCAUUAUUAUUAUUAUUACUAAUAUUUUUUUCUGUUUGUUUUUAGUCAUAUUAGCUUAUUGUUGAGUUUACAAUAAGAUCAACAUUUUGUGUGUUUUGUCUUUGCUUCACGCUGCUGCGUGCAUAAUUCUGUACCUGUGUCUACCUGUGUUUUAUUAGUUUACUCUAUAAUGGCUUGUAUUCCCCACGUUCAUAUUAACUAAGUUCAAUAGAGAUGUAAAAUUUCAAGUAACUAUCACCAUUAUUAUUAUUACUAAUAUUAUUAUUAUUAUAACCCUCCUUUAAGUCGAUAUAAAGAAGCGCAAGGAGUGUAUAAUACGUGAGACUGUUUGUAUAGCUUGGUUUAUCUAGUCAAGAAGGGAAGAUGAAGAUAUAGAUUAUGAUCUGGAAAGUGUACGAGAGUCUGGGGUGGGGAAGCGUACGACGUACCGCAGGCAGGGAUGUAAACAUAAAUAAACCCACGUGGAGCCAAGCGUCUGAGAAAAGAGGGAUAAUAGUGGUAUUGGGGAGAAAGUUGCAUCAUCGUACUUUGGCAACCUACCCGUCUGAAGUUAUGUAUGUAUUACACUUUACUAGGAAUAUUCAUCACUACCAACAUAUACAUGCACCAUUUAGUAUUAUUUGAAACGCAAAACUGAUUGUAUUUAAAGGUAUUCGCUAUUUCGAAUCAUCAGGCCUUAAAACAGAUGAUGUUGAUACCUACAGACAGCAUUUAUUAUUAUUAUUAGAAACUUAAAGUUGGUUGUAUUUACUGGUAUUCGCCAUUGCUGCUUGUGUAUAUUGUUAGAUAUCCUGAGGGGUACUAAAUUAAACUCAUGUCUCAUACGCUGAAAUUAUUUGAAGGAUUAUUUAUUUAUUUAUUUAUUUAUUUAUUUAUUUAACUGCUACUCCGAAUAAGGAUUAAGCUGAGAAAUAGUACCGCAUGCACAGGUUGAGACGCAUUGUUGACGCGGUGGCUGCCAGAGUACGAUGACAACCUUCAGUCCCCUUGGCCGCGUGUAGCACGAAUACUGUUGAUACCGUCUAUAUUUUUUCUACGUAGGCGAGCCGUGGUGCACCUAGAGUGUCAACUGGAGUGUGGCGCAUUGCUCAAUAACAGACUUGGCCGCACACUGCAGUUGGGUGAGGUGGCGGAGCUCUGUAAGUAGAACACUGUAGUAGGUCUGUAGGUAAUGAGCAGUGCAAGUGUUAACCUGUUCUUGUCCCCCGCCACUUGCCACUUUGUGUAGGUGGCAAAUGAAGGGGGAAAUGGACGAGUGUGGUUAUGGAAGCACUGUCUGGUCUGUGGCUGGUGUGUGUGUGUGUGUGUGUGUGUGUGUGUGUGUGUGUGUGUGUGUACGAGUGUUGAUAGUAUUUCGGUAAACUGCAUCCGAGGUUUUCAAGUGACUAGCGAGUUAGGAGAGGGUAGAUGUUCGUUAGGUUAAUUUGGAAUGUCCUUAGACAAUUUGCCGUUACCAGAUUGUUACACUACAUUAUUAUUUAUUUCAUGCUGGAGGGGGUAAAAGGCCAACUGAAGAUGUCAGUCUGACCAAAAGAGCAUCACUCAAAGAAAAAAAUAAAUAAAUAAAUAAAUAAAUGAAACGUCGUGAUGCCUCUCUUGAAAGAGUUCCAUUCACAGGCAUUAGGAAAUACAAAAUUCGGUAUAGUUCCAGAAUUUAUCAAUGGUUAAGACAUUGCUACACGUUAGGAGACCUUACGUGGCUGUUUCCUCAACCUAUACCAUUCAAAAAUAAAAAUAAUUAUAUAUAUAUAUAUAUAUAUAUAUAUAUAUAUAUAUAUAUAUAUAUAUAUAUAUAUAUAUAUAUAUAUAUAUAUAUAUAUAUAUGAAAUAAAUAAAAAAAUAACAUUCCCAAGACUCAAAUAUCAAAAUUUUCAAAAAUCUCUUAAGUCUUUCAGUAAUAACACUCCUUGAAAAUUGCUAGAUGUGGUUUACCGAAAAUAAAUUAAAAGCUGUAUUCCAGACGUGUGUAUGUUUUGUAUGUUACCAAAAAUUAUGUUCUCACUGGCAUAAGGCGUCCUCGUGUGAUGGUGGUGGUCGCGAGCGUUGAGACGAGUCGCUACUGUAUGUUAAUAAUUCACUCCCAGGCUUCCUUUAUCAUUGUGAGCAAGCCAUAGUUCAUAAUUCUGUCGUUUUUAAGUGUGUGUGUGUGUGUGUGUGUGUGUGUGUGUGUGUGUGUGUGUGUGUGUGUGUGUGUGUGUGUGUGUGUGUGUGAAGGUACCAUCGUCAUUUUUAUAAUUUUUCCCUCCAAAAAUACGUAUUAUUAUUGUACGAAUCAUAAAAGAGAAAGAGAAAAAAAUUAAAACUCUCCCUCUCUAAAGAUUUCAAUGUGUAAUCUUCGUCCUCGGUACUGCUGUGCUUCUGAAUCCUGCGCACGAACGAAGUUCUAAAGGGGGUUUCCACGUGCGUCACUCAGCUACUCAGUCAUCUCAUGAAUAGAAUAGCGUAACCUUUAGAUCAGUGACGAGGAUUCCUUGUGUGUGUGUGUGUGUGUGUGUGUGUGUGUGUGUGUGUGUGUGUGUGUGUUUCAAGCUUCAAGGAAAUACAUCUGUAGGUAAAAAAAAAGAUUACACAUUUCAACGCUUCCUCAUUUCAUUCUCAACGUCAGCCUUUCACGCCUCGCCGCCGCCCUACCUACCGCCCUUUUCCCUCCCUGCCCGCCCGCCCCCCUGUCCCAGCCAUUACCCAUAACACGCCCACCCACACACACGCCCAAUUUUGCAGUUGGAUAAUUUUACUUACUGGUUGUUGUGUCAUUUUACCUUUCCAUAGAUGAUCGUGUCUCUGUGUUCGUAGGCAAAGUUUUUUCAUCGUAUUCAUUAUGGCCGGAAUGGCGCUUGCACUCUUAAACCAUAAGACGGAGUAAUAAAAAAGGCUAAAACUACACUAAAAAAAAUAAAUCAAUGUUUAGAUUAUAAAAUUAGGUAAGGGAAGACUUAAAAAAAAAAAAAAGGCAAAAUUAUAAGUACAGGUGGUGUAAUUUUUUUUCUCUCCCUACAUCUCAUCUGACACUCGUUCACGUGUUCAGCAGUGCGCUUUUUGAAGACUUUUUCUCUCUGGGCUCUUUAUAAUGAUAAACAUACUACAUAUGACUACUACAAGCUUUCCAAGGUGUUUGUUUCUUACAUGUGCUGUAGCAAGUGUGUAGAGUUUGUAUUGAUAUUUUAUAUAUGUUUAAUAAAAAAAAUAGACCA